AUGGCAGCGUCUCAGCAAAAUGGCACAUCAGGAGUCGCUAACGGGUUAUAUGUGGCACUGCAAAGUACCGGCGUGGUCGAGCUGGCUUUCGAUGCCCAGAGAGGCGUUAAGGAGUCCUUGUCUGUUGUUUCGAUCAACACCAAGGCCGGUUUCAUGCCGGGAUGGCUGACGGUGUCGGGAGACAUAGUCUACACCAUCAACCGUAUGGGCUAUCCCGGUAGCGAGUCCGACUCUGGGAGUGUUACUGCGUUUCAACGGGUCACAACAGCUUCAUCCUCAGCAACGGUUGAGACAGGCUUGACGCUGCUCGACCAGACAAGCAGCAAUGGGAAAGGGGGCGUCCAUUGUGACGUGAGCCCCGAUGGAAAGGUGCUGGCCGCUGCGAACAUCACUGCCUCGACGCUGUCAAUCCACGCGUUGUCGGAGACUGGGAGCAUCGGAAAACCCACGCACAUCUUCGACUACAACAAGUCGGACCCGGGACCGAAGGAGGCCCAUCCCCAUCAAGCUCUGUUUGAUCCGCCAGGAAGGCUCCUGGUCGUACCACUUCGCACUAUGGACCGCGUUGAUAUAUAUUCUGUCGACGGUCCCGAUCAGGUUGCAUUGAUUCACAGUAUUGCUCUGCCCGAUCUGAGCGGACCGCGUCACGCCGCGUUCAACCCAGUCAGUCCCUCGAAGACCUAUCUGUACGUGUUGAGUGAGAAAGACAACACCGUCCGCGUCUAUGCCAUCGGCUACCCGAGCCCGGAAUCACCUACCCUUACCGUGGAAUUCAAACAAGUGCUCUCGACCAUGGGUAAGGACGUCGGCCGCACCCCUGAUGAGCACAAAGACCUCGCCGGGGAGAUUGUGGUCAGCAAUGACGGCAAAUUCGUGUAUGCGUCCAACCGAAACCUGACGCGCUCGGACUUCGACACCGUGGCCAUCUAUUCCGUCGACAGGGAGCCGGCGCACGAUGAUCAGCACCUGAAAUAUCUGGGAGCGCAAGAUCUGGCCGGCAAGCAUCCCCGAAUGUUUGCACUUUCAAAGGACAAAGAGAACAAGUGGCUUGCCAUUUCCCACCAGCUCACGCAGAAUAUUGCCAUCUUCGAGCGAGACCUAGUCACUGGGUUUUUGAAGGAUCUCAAGGGCACAAUCAGCAUGAGGGCCAACCAUGCUCACCAGCCCGACAUGGAGAAGGUCACGUUCGCGGAGGAUCUCAGCCUUGGCAAGUGGACGAAGGAAGACCUGAAGCAGGGUAAAACAGAGGGACCCAUGUGUGUCCAGUGGAAGUAA
This is a messenger RNA of Cladophialophora yegresii CBS 114405, 1275 nucleotides long. RefSeq lists its product as uncharacterized. Bases 1 to 1275 code for a protein of 424 amino acids. The transcript has a single exon. Gene Ontology annotation, molecular function: 6-phosphogluconolactonase activity; protein binding. NCBI's taxonomy places the organism in Eukaryota, Fungi, Ascomycota, Eurotiomycetes, Chaetothyriales, Herpotrichiellaceae. The record is from RefSeq and is a predicted model, not a curated record.